AAGCCGCUACGCGCAAGAAGCACGUAGAUAAGCAAAUUUCGUGCUACCGGUGUUUGUCUAAUAUCUGCCUGGUUAAUAUCACUUUUGUAUUAUUAAAAUGAGUAUCACAAGUGUUUUAAUAACUGGCGCCAACAGAGGGCUCGGUUUAGAAUUUGUCCGGCAAUUUCUAGCAUUGCCCAAGCCUCCAGUUCAUAUAUUCGCAUCAUGUCGAAACACUGACAAAGCAACCGAACUUCAAGCGAUUGCCAAGAAAAAUUCCAAUGUGAAAGUCAUAAAAUUGGACGUGAAAGAUGUGGAAUCGUUUUCAUCUCUUCGUCAACAGUUAGAGCUGGAUUUGGGAGAUAAAGGUCUAAAUUUGCUGCUCAACAAUGCUGGCAUAUUGUUUCGUGAUUCACUCGAAGAGGUAACCAAAGAGACAAUGAUGGAAAAUUUUGAAGUCAAUGUUGUUAGCCCUUUAUUGUUGACUAAAGAAUUAUUGCCAUUAUUGAAAACUGCUGCUUCUAAAUCAAAUGAAAAGAAAUUGUCAUGUUCACGAGCAGCUGUCGUCAACAUUACAUCGAAAAUGGGAUCUCUUGAUGAUAAUACCAGUGGUGGUUGCUAUCCCUACAGAACAAGCAAAACUGCAUUGAACAUGGUGUCGAAGUCUUUGUCUGUGGACUUGAAACCUCACGGCAUCUUGACUUUCGUCAUACAUCCUGGAUGGGUCUUGACUGACAUGGGCGGGAAGAAUGCGCUCAUCACUCCCGAGACAAGCGUCGGGGGCAUGAUUGACGUCAUCGUCAAUGCGAAGGAUGACCACUGUGGCAAUUUCUUCAAUUAUGAUGGCAAGAAAAUUCUCUGGUGAAAGUUAAUAAUGUUUUAUAAACCUGUUGCCUAAUUUUGUAAACAUUUUUGGAAUAAAUUGUUAUGUUUUUUUAA
Uloborus diversus is the source of this 918-nucleotide messenger RNA. RefSeq names its product C-factor-like. Bases 98 to 844 code for a protein of 248 amino acids. The transcript has 5 exons. NCBI's taxonomy places the organism in Eukaryota, Metazoa, Arthropoda, Arachnida, Araneae, Uloboridae. The record is from RefSeq and is a predicted model, not a curated record.